AUGGGAGGCUUAGAUAGAACGAGGAUCACAGGUUCUCAAAGCCAACAAGCGGGACAUGGAGCCCAUGAAAGUGCCGGACAUAGUUGUCAGCUGUGCCAUAAGAUUGAUAAUAACCGGAUGGUUGCUUGCGACCACUGUUCCUUAUGGCAUCAUUACACUUGUGCUGGUGUAACCUCGCAGAUCGAAGCUGAAGACGUACCUUGGAGCUGUAAGAAGUGCACUAAGAAAUCGCAGAAGAAGACAUCAAAACAGCAGUUUACUGGUGACAAAGGCUCAACCGAACAAGCACCUAAAAGUAAGGCUGACGAUGAUCACUCCGAAGUGCGAUCAAUGGCAGGAACCAACAUCUCCAAAACGUCGCAUUUAUCCAAGAAAUCUGCCAAAACUUCUCUGGAAAUCAAGUUGCAGAAAGUCGAAGCGGAGAAACAACUGCUUGAAGAGAAACGGAAACUGCUUGAUAAACAAUUUAGUUUAAUGGAAGAAAUGGCUGUGUUGGAUAAUCAGGAACCUGAAAAUUCCACUGCUAACUCCAGAUCCAAGGUUGAAGAUUGGCUCGAACAGUCAAAUGCGCAACAAGCUCGAAGUAGGCGUACUAAAUCAGUCGAUUCUAGCGAAAGUGAGUCCGAAUCUGACUUGGAUAGCGCUGAUGAAGAACAGUUUUUACCCGAUACCAAAUCCACCCCGAAACCUCCCGCUGCUGAAAAAUUGUGCAGCUCCAGACAAAAAGCUAUAACUAGUAAUCAGAACGACUGCAGUCUAAAGCGCAGCCACCUGGCAGCACGACAAGUUGUAGCGAAGGACUUGCCAUCCUUUUCAGGAGACCCAGAGGAAUGGCCUAUGUUUGUCUCUACCUUGGAAAGCACCACCAAAAUGUGCAGGUACACUGACGAAGAAAACCUUAGUCGUUUGAGAAACUGUCUACGCGGUGAGGCCCUAGCGGCAGUUCGUUGUUUCUUGAUCAACCCGUCAACAGUACCGAGGGCGAUCGAAGUUCUUCGUCUUAGAUUUGGACAGCCACAGUUUGUUAUAAGUUCCCUGAAAGAGAAACUUCUUGCCUUCCCGGUUUUCAAAGAAGAAUCGCUGAAUAAAUUUAUUGAGUUUGCACUUGCUGUGCAAAACUUAUGUGCUACGAUCGACGCGUGCGGACGAAAAGAAUACUCCAGAGAUAUGACGUUGCUGGACAAACUUGUUGAGAAACUGCCCUCAUCUUAUGCAAUCGAUUGGGUCCGACACGCCAGAAGAUUAAAGAAGAUAACUUUAACCAGCUUUAGCGAAUGGAUUUUCAUCAUCGCGCAAGACGCAUGCUGCGUCGCGAAGCCUCCUAGGAAAAACGAAAAACUAAGUACCGAGAGAGCGGGAACCGCACCUAAAGCUAGGGCUGCUAUGAAUCUGCAUACAGAAGUAGCUGACUCCGAGAAUGGUGAAUCAGAAAACUACAAGUGGGGAUCACGAAAUUGCCUUAUUUGCUUAAAGCAUGAUUGCCUUUCUAUCGAAAAAUGCUCGAAGUUUCAAAAAAUGUCGUACGGAGAACGAUGGACAGCAGUACAUACGUAUCGAUUGUGCAAGAAAUGUUUGAAACUUCACAGAGGUCGAUGCAAUUCUCCACUAUGCGGAAAACAAGGAUGUGAAUGUAAACAUCACCCACUCCUCCAUAAGGACCUGAACAUAGCUGCAGAGGAGCAAUCGUGUAAUAUGCACCACGCCUAUUCUGAGGCGACCCUAUUUAGAUACGUCCCAGUUACCCUGUACGGACAAAAUAAACAAAUCAAAUGCUAUGCAUUUUUGGACGAUGGCUCUCACCUAACACUCAUGGAUCAGGAUUUAUCAGAUGAGCUGAAUUUGAAAGGAGUACACCGUCCCCUCUGCUUAAAGUGGACCGGUGGCACAGAGAGGCACGAAUCUAACUCAUACUCAGUGAAUUUAGAUAUUUCUGGCUCCGAAGGAAAACGGUACCACCUGGACGACGUACGAACUGUUCAAGAGUUGCAAUUACCAUGUCAGACCCUCAACGUAGUUGAACUGGCGACAAAAUACAACCAUCUUCGUGGCCUACCGGUUCAGUCUUAUGAAAAUGUGCGUCCGCGAAUACUGAUUGGAGUUAAACAUGCGUACGUUACCCUAGUGCGUAAAAGCAGAGAAGGCAAACCUCAAGAACCGAUUUGCAUUAAAACGCGAUUGGGCUGGUCGGUUUACGGAGGAGGCACUGGCGGUAGUGAUGCUAGUAUGGUUCAUUACGUCUUACACGUGAGCGAAGGAGGAAAUAAGAACGACCUUGUUCUCGAACAAUCAGUUAAGAGUUACUUUGAUAUAGAAAGUAUAGGCAUUGUGAAAUUGAAUGAUGUGGUAAGGUCGAAAGACGAUGAACGCGCUUUAAAGCUUCUCCAUGACAUGACGCGAUUCGUCGGUGAUCGAUACGAGACGGGCCUUCUAUGGCGAUACCCGAAUCCGUGCCUACAGAACAAUAAGGAGAUGGCCCUGCAACGUUACCGUGGUUUAGAGAAGCGUUUAGAGAAGGAUCCUGCUCUAAGACGUGCAUUGAACGAAAAAAUGGAAUCUUAUCUUACCAAAGGAUACAUCCGCAAACUUGAAAACAAAGAAAUACACAACUUCCGAAAAUUGGUAUGGUAUCUGCCGACGUUUCCCGUCACUAAUCCCAACAAACCAGGUAAAGUGAGACUGGUAUGGGAUGCUGCCGCAACGUAUAAAGGGCAAUCGCUGAACUCCGCAUUACUAACCGGACCAGAUCAAUUAGUCUCCUUGUUUUCCGUGCUAUUGAAGUUUCGCGAAAAUCGAAUCGCCGUAUGUGGUGACAUCCGCGAAAUGUAUCACCAAGUGAAAAUUCGUGAGCAGGAUCAACAUUGCCAACGUUUCCUGUGGAAGGACAAAAAUGAUAACCUUAGCGAGUAUAUUAUGACGGUGAUGACAUUUGGCGCCUCUUGCUCUCCUAGCAGCGCACAAUUUGUGAAAAAUCUAAACGCUAAGAGACACGCCGAUUUGUACCCAGAAGCAGCCGAAAUUAUAAUAGACUGUACCUACGUGGAUGAUAUGCUAUUCAGCGUGGAUGAUGAGGAGAAGGCAACCGUCUUGGCAAAAACUGUCAAACUUAUCAACGGAAAAGGAGGUUUUGAAAUCCACAACUGGAUGUCCAAUUCAGCACAGGUACUUAUCGAGCUCAACGAAGAACCUACAGCGGGGAAAAACCUUGAUCUGAUGUCCACUCUAGCCACUGAAAAAGUCCUGGGCAUGUGGUGGGAAACAGCAUCUGACUCCUUUAUCUUUAAAAUCAAUUGGAACCGUUUGGAUGAGGCUUUGUUAAAAGGUUCACGUAUACCUACUAAGCGAGAAGUCUUAAGAACGCUAAUGUCAAUCUAUGACCCUUUAGGCCUCAUUUCUCACUACCUAAUGUUCUUAAAAAUUCUACUCCAAGAAAUCUGGAGGACGGAAGUGGCUUGGGACGAUGCUAUUGGUGAAAAAUUGAACGAGAAGUGGCUUCGAUUUGUGAGUCUUCUUCCUUCUUUAGAAAAUCUUCGAAUCCAACGCUGCCUUCAUAGUUUGAGCAAAAUAGUACCUGCUGUUGACGUGCAGUUACACACCUUUGUUGAUGCUAGCGAGGAAGGAAUGGCGGCCGUGGUAUACCUACGUUACCAGUGGGACGAUUCUGUUGAAUGUUCACUAGUGGGAUCGAAAACGCGUGUAGCCCCACUGAAAUAUUUGUCGAUUCCUCGUAAGGAGCUGCAAUCAGCGGUCAUAGGUGCGCGAUUCGCGAAGAUUAUCCUGGAAAAGCUGUCAACUAAAGUUACUCGUUGCGUCUUCUGGUCCGACUCUCGGAAUACAUUAUCGUGGAUUUCUUCAGAUCAUCGAAAAUAUAGUCAGUACGUCGCCGCACGAGUCAGCGAUAUUCUUGAGACCACAACAGCUUCUGCUUGGCGGUGGGUUCCGUCCAAAUGGAACGUGGCAGACGACGGGACUAAAUGGCAGCGCACUCCUGCGCUCUCGGCGAAUGACCGAUGGUUCUGCGGUCCUGAGUUCCUACGUAAAACCGAAAAUGAGUGGCCCGUAAUGCCUGAAAAGAAGUGGACAACCGAUGAAGAGCUUAAAUUUACUUGUAAUUUACAUUCAACACAGAAUAUUGCCAUUAUCGAAGUUAGUGAUUACUCUCGUUGGAUACGCUUGUUGAGAGUUACCGCAUACGUACUGCGCUACAUAAGUAACUUGCCCAAAGACAAGAAGAAACAAGGUGGAAUUCUUACCAGUAACGAGCUACGUGGUGCCGAAGAAUUUCUCAUUCGUCAAGUUCAAAGAGAAACCUAUUCUGAAGAAUAUACUAUUCUCAAAACAAAAAAAAUUAUUACUUCCAAAAAAAGCCCCCUUUAUAGGCUUUGUGCAUAUCUCGAUGACAGUGGAAUCCUCAGAAUGGAAGGAAGAACAGGUGCUUGCGAGUAUCUCGACGUGGAGACAGCCAAUCCAAUCCUUCUUCCGUGGAAACAUCAUGUUACAAAAUUACUUGUUUUAUUCUAUCACACUCGAUACCAUCACCAAAACAGUGAGUUGAUCAUCAGCGAAAUAAAACAAAAGUUCUACAUCACGAAUUUGAGAAGGCUAUACAAAGAUGUACGCAAAGAUUGUCAAUUGUGCAAGAUUCUUAACGCGCAGCCUUGUUCACCAAAAAUGGCUAGACUACCUGCUGGGCGAGUAGCAGCCUUCACGCGACCAUUCACUCACACCGGAGUGGAUUACUUCGGUCCAUUAGAGGUCGUCGUCGGUCGUAGAGUUGAGAAACGGUGGGGCGUAAUAUUUGUUUGUCAAACUACGAGAGCUAUCCAUCUAGAAAUUGCUCAUCAGUUAAAUACAAGCUCCUGUAUUAUGGCAAUUAGAACCUUUACAGCCAGAAGAGGAACGCCUGCUGUGUUUUAUAGUGAUAGAGGUACGAACUUCGUGGGAUCGGAUCGGGAGCUACGAGAGACUUUCAAAAGGAUUGACCAGAGUAAGAUUGCUGAAGAAUUCACUACUCCGAACACAUCGUGGACCUUCAACCCUCCAGCAGCUCCACACAUGGGUGGAAGUUGGGAAAGGCUCAUACGCUCAGUGAAAAGAAUUUUACCUCUCUUGCGCGUAUCUAAACGCCCAACCGACGAAGAGUUACGCAAUGCGUUUGCGGAAAUUGAGAACACGCUUAACGGAAGGCCGCUAACACAUGUACCUGUGGACUGCGAUUCUCGUACAGCACUUACCCCGAACCACUUUCUAGUGGGAAGCUCAAACGGAUCUAAACCCUUGACAGAUAUUAACAGCGACGGAAUAUCACUAAAGCGAGGGUGGCAAGUAUCGCAAGUCAUCGCCAAUCAGUUCUGGAAAAGAUGGAUACGCGACUACCUACCUGAAAUCACCAGACGUAGUAAAUGGUAUGCACCAGUUAAACCCAUCGAAGUCGACGAUAUAGUGUAUGUAGUUGAUCCAGACUUACCCAGAAAUUGCUGGCCCAAAGGACGAGUACUAAAAAUCGCUACUGACGUAGAUGGGCAAGUUCGACGAGUCUGGGUGAAAACAAGAACAUCUGUUUAUGAGAGACCUGCGGUUAAGAUUGCUGUGCUCGAUGUAGGUGGCAAGGAUAGUAAGCCGAAUCCUGAGAAGUUAUAA
Uranotaenia lowii is the source of this 5637-nucleotide messenger RNA. RefSeq lists its product as uncharacterized. The transcript has a single exon. Gene Ontology annotation, molecular function: nucleic acid binding. Gene Ontology annotation, biological process: DNA integration. Bases 1 to 5637 code for a protein of 1878 amino acids. Lineage: Eukaryota; Metazoa; Arthropoda; Insecta; Diptera; Culicidae. The record is from RefSeq and is a predicted model, not a curated record.